CUCUACAACUAUCAUCUUUUUGUCUUUGAUGUUCAAGUAAAAGUCAUGGGUGGAUUAAGAAUUGUAGUAGCAUUUUUGCCUCUCAUGCUUGUGCUAUUUUCUCCCUCGGGAGCCAACAGAGAAAUCCUUGUUGGAGGGAAACAAAAUGCAUGGACAAUCCCACCAUCUUCAAAUGACACUCUCAACCGUUGGGCAGAGAAAACCCGGUUCAAAGUUGGAGAUAUUCUUGUGGGGAAAUUCAAUCCCAAAACAGACUCAGUGCUACAAGUGAGAAAGGAGGAUUAUGAUGGCUGCAAAACAUCAAACCCAAUGAAAGAACACAAAAAUGGGUAUGCAAUGAUUGAGUUGGACCAUUCAGGACCAUUCUAUUUCAUUAGUGGAGCUCAAGGAAAUUGUGAGAAAGGAGAGAAGCUUAUAGUAGUUGUUCUCUCUGAAGAUCACUGGCCCAAACAAAAUACUUCAGCAACAACUACACCAGCACCAGGGCCUAGAGGUGAAGCUCAUGGAUUGAGAAGUGGAGUCUUUUUGGGUGCUUUAUUGGUAAUUGGUUUAGGGACAAUAUUAGUUUUUUAAGUUGCUUUUCAUAUGAGAGAAACAAAGUGAUGGAAGGAGGGAUGUUUGGGGAAUUGUGUUUUUGCAUAUACAUUUUGUAUUUGUUGUUUGGAAUUUAGUUUCCUUAUUUUCUAUAAGGAUUUAUUAUCUGGAGGAAUUUGCUUCCCACUUUUAAGGUAAA
This is a messenger RNA of Ricinus communis (castor bean), 733 nucleotides long. Its product is annotated as early nodulin-like protein 1. Gene Ontology annotation, cellular component: plasma membrane. NCBI's taxonomy places the organism in Eukaryota, Viridiplantae, Streptophyta, Magnoliopsida, Malpighiales, Euphorbiaceae. Bases 46 to 573 code for a protein of 175 amino acids. Gene Ontology annotation, molecular function: electron transfer activity. The record is from RefSeq and is a predicted model, not a curated record. The transcript has 2 exons.